Messenger RNA from Closterium sp. Naga37s-1, 741 nucleotides. NCBI's taxonomy places the organism in Eukaryota, Viridiplantae, Streptophyta, Zygnematophyceae, Desmidiales, Closteriaceae. The record is from the annotation of a GenBank genome assembly.
AUGGACGCACCCUAUGGGACUCUCCAUCCUCCUUCACACCCCUCCAUCCUCCUUCACACCCCUCCAUCCUCCUUCACACCCUUCUAUCCUCCUUCACACCCCUCCAUCCUCCUUCACACCCCUCCAUCCUCCUUCACACCCUUCUUUCCUCCUUCACACCCCUCCAUCCUCCUUCACACCCCUCCAUCCUCCUUCACACCCCUCCAUCCUCCUUCACACCCCUCCAUCCUCCUUCACACCCUUCUAUCCUCCUUCACACCCCUCCAUCCUCCUUCACACCCCUCCAUCCUCCUUCACACCCCUCUAUCUUCAGUUACACCCCUCCAUCCUCCUUCACACCCUUCUAUCCUCCUUCACACCCCUCCAUCCUCUUUCAUACCCCUCUAUCUUCCGUCACACCCCUCUAUCCUCAUUCACACCCUUCCAUCCUCCUUCACACCCCUCCAUCCUCCUUCACACCCCUCUAUCUUCCUUCACACCCCUCUAUCCUCCGUCACACCCCUCUAUCCUCCUUCACACCCCUCCAUCCACCUUCACACCCCUCCAUCCACCUUCACACCCGUCUAUCUUCCUUCACACCCCUCUAUCUUCCUUCACACCCCUCUAUCCUCCUCCUCUGUUAGUCACACCGUCCCACGGGACCUUUCGUACAACAAUCUCUCUGGCAGCAUCCCCUCCAACAUUGGCAGCCUGGACUGGCUCACCUCCCUGUCAGUCAAAUUUGUCAGAAUUGACCUUUGA